AUGGGCUCCUCGCAGCCCGGGCUGGAGGGCCGGCUGAGCGCUCUGUGCUGGACGGAGAUGGCCUUGGUGCUGGUCGCUGCCUUUUGCCUUCUGAGCGCCCAUCCGUGCCAGCCCUCCCUGGGGCACCGACUGGAACCGGGACCCUCCCUCACCUGCUCCGUGGGGGACACCUGCCCCCAUCGCCCCUCCUGGUACGACCGAGAUGGUGCGCGGCCGAGCCCAGAGCAAACCCCAGGCAGGGCUGGGGUGACCGAGCUGCGAAUAUCCCCGUCCGAGCUGGGCCCCGGCGCGGCGCUGAGAUGCCAGGUGGAUGGAUACAGGGAUGAGUGUGGCUCUGCCCAAUCCCAGCCCCUGGGGACAGUCGCCCCCAACGUGCCCAGGGUCGAGGUUUCGUGGCCGGCAGGGAAGGCAGCGCUGAGGGAAGGCGACGGUUUUACCCUGCGCUGCCAGGCUGCUGCCCUGCGGCCCGUCGCCGGGUACGUCUGGUCCCGCGGGGACGUGUGGCUGACAGGAGCUGGGCAGGAUUUACGUGUUGACAAGGCAGCCGUCUCUGACGGAGGGAGCUACGUGUGCGGGGUCUGGGUCUCCGGCCCCGGCUGGGGGUAUCUGAGCCUCUCUGCGAGGGAAUCGGUCAAAGUUCAGCUCCCCAGGACACCCACAUACAUCAUAGGACUUACUGUUGUGCUUGUCCUGUUACUGCUGGUGGGGCUGGUCGGCGUCACAGCUUGGAGGUAUUUGUGCUUUGCAAACCGUAAGAUGCGGCGCAAACGCCAGGGAAUGAGCAGCAAUGCGCCAGCCGAUGAACAUGGGAAAAGUACCACAGGUGCUGAGUUUUCCCUCGGGCCAGAGACGGAGUCACCCUAUGAGGAACUCCAAGGACGGACCCAGGAUAUUUACAGCCAGUUGGACUGUAUCCGAGCUGGUUCCUACUGAGCUCUGCCGAAAUCCCGACCAGCCAGGGACCCCUCUGCACGGCCGGGACCUUAAACACACAGAGAAGCCAUCGCUCAACGGGGCCAGAUCCCAGUGGGGGUCCACAAGCGCCGACUUUCCAUUAUGUUGGGGGGUGCUUGACCCCUGGCUCUGCCCCUCCUCAAGGCCACACCCCUGCCUCGCCCUUGCCUCACCUCUUCCCACCCCUGAGUGUGCUGCAUCCUCGCUCCUCUCCCCCUCCCCCAGCCUUCUGCACCACGGAACAGCUGAUUGUGGCGGGUGGGAGGAGGAAGCACUGAUGGGGGGUUGCUGGUGGGUGCUCAGCACCCAUCAUUUUUUCCCAAUGGGUGCUCCAGCCCCAGACCACCUAUGGAUUUGGCACCUAUGCUGGGGUCAAUUGGCCAUAGCUCCAUUGGAAUGAAUGGGCCAGACCCCCAGCUGGGGUGACAUGGCCGUCACUCCACUGAAGAACUCAACUGGGAAUAAAUAGCUCCGAAAUGUAGGGAUUGGGUAAUUUUGUUUUUUAUAAAGUUGAUAUAGAAAAAAGUGGAAAUACCUGUGACGUUCUGUACCUCGUGGGAACACCCUGCACCCCCAUGUUCAUCCUUUUAAUAUGAUCAUGUGGUGUCUAAUGCAAAGUUUGUCAUGUCGAGUGUCUUCGGAAGGCUCAUGACGAACUGAGCAUUGUUGUUCUAGUGAUUUUAUAGUAACUGUUACAGUAAUGUUAUAAUUUCAUGUAUAUAGUUAUGAGGCUGAGAAUGUGUUUUUAUGGCUUAAAAUAAGCCCCAGGGGAAAAAGAAAAAAAAGCAGAGGGGCAGUUCACACCUCAUCAGGGCAUGGAUGGGACAAACCCAGCCCAGCCUCACAGGAGCAAAGGACACUGGCCUAGGCAGCAGCAAAAGAAUCUGUCAGACCCUCGAAGGAGUCACCCCCCUUCCUUGGGGCAGUUUGGGACGGCAAUGAGGUGAUGCUCACCUGACUCUGAAUGGGGGAGGGGCAAAGCCAAGAGGGAAGAAGGGACAUGAUAAAAGGGGGAGUCGUUUGCCAGGCUCUUCCUCUCUCUUCCGCCUACAUCGACAGACACCAGCACCAAGGGACUGAAGCGCUGAUCAAAGGGGAGAGCCUGGCUGCAGAGCACCCAGCCAGCCUGUGGGGAGAAGCAUCUCAGUUUGUAAGGACAUUGAAAGUGUCAAGAUCAGCUUAGAGCGCGUUUUGCUUUAAUUUCAUUUGACCCCCAAAUCUGACUUGUUCUGCUUCGACUUAU
Molecule: messenger RNA, 2197 nt
Organism: Mauremys mutica (yellowpond turtle)
Lineage: Eukaryota; Metazoa; Chordata; Testudines; Geoemydidae
Exons: 9
Coding region: 1-933 (310 amino acids)
Source: RefSeq, a predicted model, not a curated record